Gilbertella persicaria is the source of this 410-nucleotide messenger RNA. RefSeq lists its product as uncharacterized. The record is from RefSeq and is a predicted model, not a curated record. Bases 1 to 408 code for a protein of 135 amino acids. The transcript is spliced from 2 exons. Lineage: Eukaryota; Fungi; Mucoromycota; Mucoromycetes; Mucorales; Choanephoraceae.
AUGAAAUAUUUGUUCUUGUUACCUUUCCUUAUGUUUGUCAGUGCAUUCUGUGUCUAUAAUGACUCAGAGGAAGUAUCGUUUUAUAUUCACCAACAACCUUCAAACAGAGGAGCCAAUGUGUUUAAAGCAUUUAAAAGGGAGUCAUUAAAACCAGGUCAAAAUGCAUGUUGUCCAUACACCACCUAUGAUUGCGCUGAACAUACCAGUCAAGAGGAGAUCAUUACACUUCGACUCAAGACGCAACAUCCUUCAGGCCAUUAUGACUUCUUCUUUGAAGUCAGUUUCCCUGCAGGUGGUUGGAUUCAAUUCACAGGCAAGGAAGACAGUAUUCGAGCCUAUGCUUAUGAUGCGCAUGGUCAAUCUGUUGAUUAUGCUUUUACAGAAUCAUUAAAUACAUUGAUUGAAUAAAG